AUGAGAGACGCGCCCAGCCUGAGGAGGACAGAAGACAAGACACAGUUCUGUCCUCACAAGCAAUCUACAGAAAGCUGGAAACUCAGCUUCCUUCUGAUGCAGCCCGGAGCUGCCCUGAAUUCUGACUCCUCCGGGCUCAGCUCGGACCCCCUGCCAUACAUCAGGAGGCCCUGCGGUGCCAUCUGUAACAUCCCCCGCCCCUCCCCACCUCUGUGA
Messenger RNA from Rangifer tarandus platyrhynchus (Svalbard reindeer), 216 nucleotides. Lineage: Eukaryota; Metazoa; Chordata; Mammalia; Artiodactyla; Cervidae. The record is from the annotation of a GenBank genome assembly.